Diplodia corticola is the source of this 270-nucleotide messenger RNA. RefSeq lists its product as uncharacterized. The record is from RefSeq and is a predicted model, not a curated record. Lineage: Eukaryota; Fungi; Ascomycota; Dothideomycetes; Botryosphaeriales; Botryosphaeriaceae. The transcript has a single exon. Bases 1 to 270 code for a protein of 89 amino acids.
AUGGCAUCCAAAUUCAUCGAGGUGCUCGACACCACCACGCAACCCACCUACUCGGGCUACAACGUCAGCCUCGAAGACAUCCUCGCCGAGACCCAACGGCGCAGCUCGACCAGCGACUACUCCAGCAAGCCGCGCAAAGCCAGCAACUCGGGCGCCUCCACCUCGUCGUCGUCGUCAGCAGACUCGUCGACGCCCUCCAGCCCCACCAGUCCGACCAUGCGCAACCGGCUGCGGCGCUUCACGCUCGGUGGCGUGGCAAAGAACCGCUAA